CGGUGCUCGGGGCCGGGAGCAACAUGGCGGCGUCCGUGAGGGGCGAGCUUUGAAAGGAUGGUGUUUGGUGUCGCUGUCUUGCGGGGUGUUGACAGGCUGGAGCUUUCAAAACGCGACCUCCCGAUUUUAGGAAGCGUGUACCAAUAGGUGGACAACUUUAGUGAUCGGCCGUCCGCUCUCAUCCCCAGUUAGGAGCAGAGACCUGAGCACGGACCAGUAUGAGCAACAUUUACAUCCAGGAGCCUCCCACGAACGGGAAGGUUUUAUUGAAAACUACAGCUGGAGAGAUUGAUAUAGAAUUGUGGCCAAAAGAGACUCCUAAAGCUUGCAGAAAUUUCAUUCAGCUUUGUUUGGAAGGAUAUUAUGACAACACCAUAUUUCAUAGGGUUGUACCUGGUUUUAUAGUCCAAGGGGGAGAUCCUACUGGCACAGGGACUGGUGGAGAGUCUGUCUAUGGAGCCCCGUUCAAGGAUGAAUUCCACUCACGGUUACGUUUUAAUCGGAGAGGACUGGUUGCCAUGGCAAAUGCUGGCCCUCAUGAUAAUGGCAGCCAGUUUUUCUUUACACUGGGUCGAGCAGAUGAACUUAACAAUAAGCACACCAUCUUUGGAAAGGUUACGGGGGAUACAAUAUAUAACAUGCUGCGACUGACAGAAGUAGACAUUGAUGAUGAAGACAGACCACAUAAUCCACACAAAAUAAAAAGCUGUGAGGUUUUGUUUAAUCCUUUUGAUGACAUCACUCCAAGAGAAACAAAAAGGCCAAAAAGAGACAAACCAGACGAGGAAGUAAAGAGAUUGAGACCCAAAGGCACAAAGAAUUUUAGUUUACUUUCAUUUGGAGAGGAAGCCGAGGAAGAAGAGGAGGAAGUAAAUCGAGUUAGUCAGAGCAUGAAGGGAAAAAGCAAGAGUAGUCAUGACUUGCUUAAGGAUGAUCCACAUCUCAGCUCUGUCCCAGCUGUUGAAAGUGAAAAGGGGGAUGCAGCAGGAGAUUUAAAUGAUGAUGCAGACUGUGAAGGUGCGGAGCAUGAGGAAUAUGCUGAUGGUGAUGAGAAGAACCUGAUGAGAGAGAGAAUUGCAAAGAAGUUGAAAAAGGACACAAGUGCAAAUGUUAAGUCAGCUGGAGAGGGUGAAGUGGGGAAGAAAUCAGUUAGCCGCAGUGAAGAGCUCAGAAAAGAAGCAAGACAGCUAAAGAGGGCACUCUUAGCAGCAAAACAAAAAAAAGUAGAAAAUGCAGCAAAACAAGCAGAAAAAGGAAGUGAAGAGGAAGUGGCCGCUCCAGAUGGUGCUGUUGCAGAAUACAGAAGAGAAAAGCAAAAGUAUGCAGCUUUGAAGAAGCAGCAGGCAAAGAAGGGAACUUCCCGGGAAGACCAGACACUUGCACUGCUGAACCAGUUUAAAUCUAAACUCACUCAAGCAAUUGCUGAAACUCCUGAAAAUGACAUUUCUGAAACAGAGGUAGAAGAUGAUGAAGGAUGGAUGUCACAUGUACUUCAGUUUGAGGAUAAAACGAGAAAAGUGAAAGACGCAAGCAUGCAAGACUCAGACACGUUUGAAAUCUACGAUCCUCGGAAUCCAGUGAAUAAAAGAAGACGGGAAGAAAGCAAAAAGCUGAUGAGAGAGAAAAAAGAAAGACGAUAAAAUGGAGUAAUGAUAACCAGAACUAGCUGGAAAUGCGCCUGUAAUAAAUGGCCUCCGAACAGCCGUUGUUCCCGACAGCAUCGCUUACGGGUGUGAAAAGGAGUAUUUUUGAACCUGUUGUCUGGUUUUGAAAAACUGUUAUCUUGUUAUGUAAACUGUGAAAUAAGUAAGCAAAUGCUUUUUGUUACUGGUACCUUUUCCCCCCUAAUUGACGUUUUACAUUGCUAAAUCGCAAAUAAAAUCCCUUUCCUUCCAGUUUACAUGUUAA
Messenger RNA from Camelus dromedarius (Arabian camel), 1908 nucleotides. It is a transcript of the gene CWC27, whose product is annotated as CWC27 spliceosome associated cyclophilin. Gene Ontology annotation, cellular component: catalytic step 2 spliceosome. The record is from RefSeq and is a predicted model, not a curated record. Gene Ontology annotation, molecular function: peptidyl-prolyl cis-trans isomerase activity. The transcript has 14 exons. The coding region runs from base 219 to 1640 and encodes 473 amino acids. Gene Ontology annotation, biological process: protein folding; protein peptidyl-prolyl isomerization. Lineage: Eukaryota; Metazoa; Chordata; Mammalia; Artiodactyla; Camelidae.